CGGCGGCGGCCGGGGAGGCCGGGGAGGCCCGGGAGGCCGCGGCGCGGUCAGUCGAGCCGAGCCGAGCCGCGCCGAUCACCAUCGGCUCCGGCUCUCGCGGGCGGUCCCGGCCGGCGGCGCGGCCUGGAGGGCCGGGCGGCGCUGCAGCCCAUGGAGCUCGAGAACAUCGUAGCGAACACGGUGCUACUCAAGGCCCGGGAAGGUGGUGGCGGGAAUCGCAAAGGCAAAAGCAAGAAAUGGCGCCAGAUGCUGCAGUUCCCCCAUAUCAGCCAGUGUGAAGAGCUUCGCCUCAGCCUUGAGCGUGACUACCACAGCCUGUGCGAGCGUCAGCCCAUCGGGCGCCUGUUAUUCCGUGAGUUCUGCACCACGAGGCCUGAGCUGACCCGCUGUACUGCCUUCCUAGAUGGGGUGGCUGAAUAUGAAGUGACCCCUGAUGAGAAGCGGAAGGCAUGUGGGCGGCGACUAAUGCAGAAUUUUCUGAGCCCAACGACAUCUGGCAGUGCCGCCUUGGGAGUAGGCAUCUGUCCAAGAGAGCCCUCUGCAUUGACCCGUCUGUGGCCUGUCCUUAGGGUCCUGACCUCAUCCCUGAAGUUCCCCGGCAGCUGGCUGACCCAUGAGUACCUGAGCAUGGCCCCGUUUGCUGACUACCUCGACAGCAUCUACUUCAACCGUUUCCUGCAGUGGAAGUGGCUGGAAAGGCAGCCAGUGACCAAAAACACCUUUAGGCAGUACCGAGUCUUGGGCAAAGGUGGCUUUGGGGAGGUGUGUGCCUGCCAGGUGCGGGCAACAGGCAAGAUGUAUGCAUGCAAGAAACUGGAAAAGAAACGAAUCAAGAAGCGGAAAGGGGAGGCCAUGGCGCUCAAUGAGAAGCAGAUCCUGGAAAAAGUGAACAGUAGGUUUGUAGUGAGCUUAGCCUACGCCUAUGAGACAAAGGAUGCACUGUGCCUGGUGCUGACAUUGAUGAAUGGAGGUGACCUCAAGUUCCACAUCUACCACAUGGGCCAGGCUGGCUUUCCUGAAGCACGUGCUGUCUUCUACGCCGCCGAGAUCUGCUGCGGCCUGGAGGACCUGCACCGGGAGCGCAUCGUCUACAGGGACCUAAAACCAGAGAAUAUCCUGCUGGAUGACCAUGGCCACAUCCGAAUCUCUGACCUUGGACUAGCCGUGCAUGUGCCUGAGGGCCAGACCAUCAAAGGCCGUGUGGGCACCGUGGGCUACAUGGCUCCGGAGGUGGUGAAGAAUGAGAGGUACACGUUCAGCCCUGACUGGUGGGCGCUAGGCUGCCUCCUGUAUGAGAUGAUUGCAGGCCAGUCACCCUUCCAGCAGAGGAAGAAGAAGAUCAAGCGGGAGGAAGUAGAGAGACUGGUCAAGGAGGUGCCGGAGGAAUACUCAGAGCACUUUUCCCCUCAGGCACGCUCACUCUGUUCUCAGCUUCUCAGCAAGGACCCCGCUGAGCGCCUGGGGUGUCGUGGAGGUGGUGCCCGUGAGGUCAAGGAGCAUCCCCUUUUCAAGAAACUGAAUUUCAAGAGGCUGGGAGCUGGAAUGCUGGAACCGCCUUUUAAGCCUGAUCCCCAGGCUAUUUACUGCAAGGACGUUCUGGACAUUGAACAGUUCUCUACAGUAAAGGGCGUGGAUCUGGAGCCCACGGACCAAGACUUCUACCACAAGUUCGCCACGGGUAGUGUGUCCAUCCCCUGGCAGAAUGAGAUGGUGGAGACUGAAUGCUUCCAGGAACUAAAUGUCUUUGGACUGGAUGGGUCAGUUCCCCCAGACCUGGACUGGAAGGGCCAGCCACCCGCACCCCCGAAGAAGGGAUUGCUGCAGAGGCUCUUCAGUCGCCAAGAUUGCUGUGGAAACUGCAGCGACAGUGAGGAAGAGCUCCCCACCCGCCUCUAGCCCCCAGGCCGAGGCCCCCACCGAUGGCUGGCGGUAGCAGCUACUCUCAGUGACGUUGACAGUUUUACACAGUGGUGUCCCCCUUGUCCACUCAAGUCGUGGCCUGGGGACACAGCCGGAACUGUCCUCAGUGUCCUCCGUCCCUCAGCCCUGGCCCAGCUGAGUUUGACAAGGCCUGGGCCAUCUUGGGACAAAGGUGCGUCCCUUCAGCUCUUCUCUGCGGAGCUCGGGGCUUUAUGUAUUUAUGUAUUUGUACGAAUGUAUAUAGCUACCAGAGCGUUCUUAAUUCCACCCUGGACCUGGCACUCCAGGGCAACCAGCCCUGACUGGGAGAGCCAGGAGCUGGCAGAGGAGCCAAUGCCAAACUCUAGGCUUCUUGGGCCCAGUCCAGAUGCACAGAGUAUGGGCCAGGUCAGUCUCUGACCCCAGCAUUGCACUGGUCACCACCAACCUCCAAGUGAGACUUGUGCCUGCCUGUUGUGGACUUGGGCCACCACCUUCUGGUUGCCCAAUGCUGUCACUUUCUCUCAGCAUUUGUUAGAGCUGGAAAUGGGGGCUUUGUGUCCUCUAGGCCUGGGCCGUAGUGUAACCAUAGACUGAACUGACUGGGACCCAUCAGACCACAAGAUAGGUCACCUGCCUUCCAGCUCUCAGAGCACAUUAUCCCUUGUUCUAGGUCAUGUCCUGAAGAUACAUUUUUCAGAAGUGCCCCAGCCCAGGCCAUAGGAGGGGUUAGAUUUACCCCUCCAACAUUCCAGAAUCCCUCAUAAACGUAGACAUGUGCCCAGCAAUAAUCUACCCUUCCCUGUGUGUGCUGUUUGGGGUUGGGGGGGGUGAGUGUAUAUCAGUGUGUGAAGAGGGUAGGGUAAGGCUGUGCCUAAGCCCAGACCCUAGCCCUGGCCUGUGUCAGACUGAUGGCCGUCCUAAUGCUUAUGUUAGGACAACAUGGGACCAUAAGGCCCUGGCUUUUCCGUAUUUAAAGCCAAUGUGAGCUGCCACAUGUCUCUGUGUGACCAAUGUGAGCUGCCAUGUCUCUGUGCAAAUACAGUCUGAGCACAAGCCUGGCCAGCCACCCCUGCCUGCCUCUUUUUUUAAAAUAUUUCUGGUGUUUCAAGGAUUCUUCCUGUUCUUGACACAGUCAGAAGGGUUUGGAGAUGGACCUGGAGUGAGACUAGGGUCUGCCCUUAAAAAGCCCAAGAAUCCUCAGGACUUCACAGGCAACCAGACCUUGGUGUGGGGGCUCAAUCUCGGUUUUUCCACUCCUAGGUGGGACACAGCCUUGGAUACCAGCUAGGGUGUAUGUCCGACUUCUACAGAGGUAGAUGUGUUUGACUGGUCUGUAAACUUUCUGAGGCCAAAGUGGCCUUGUAAACUUGACAGUGGCCUGGAGAGGCAGGUGGGAGCUGUUGAUAGAAACACCAGCCCUGAGUCAGCGUUAACCUGGCCUUCUGCUGUGUGUCCACCCUGAUCUGGCACACAUGCAUGAGAUCCAGCUCUCUGUUUUCUCCUGUGGGUGGCCAAAGAGAUGAUCUGAGUGACUUGGUUUGAGGAAGAACGAGUGUGGCGGGGGUAGCAGGGACCAGCCGCCUGAGUUUCAGAGAAGAGUUUUCUGAAGUUAGUGACUACCGGGUCCUGAAGUAGUCACCAAAGACAGAAAUUAGCAAGAUCAUUGGGGGGGGGGGGGAGAGACUACCGGUGCAAAUUUGGGGGAGGCAGUAAGCUGUUUAAAUAACAAACUUCUCUCAGGCUUUGCAAACUCCUCCCAGGGUCUUUAGUUUCCCAAAGAGUCCCUGGAACCACCCUGCCUGUGAGCUGGGCACCAAAUGCUGUGACCAUGACAGCCAUGAGUGUGUGUCAUAGUCUGCAGCUUUGGGAGCUGACUGCAUAGGAUGUCAGCUGAGAGACUAUGAAACAACCAGGGAGUCCUCCAGUUCUCCUGGAUGGCCUGGAAUUCACUGUGUAGGUAGGCUAGACUGGCCUCAGACCUCUGACUCUCUGGCCUUCCUGUGUAGUGUUGGGAUUGUAUGUGUGUGCCAUCACGCCAGUAGUUGCCAACAGGUGUCCUCAGAAGGAGCCUCCUAGUGUAUAGAAUGUCUGCUGAUGUUCCCAUCCACGCGAAGGAAAUAAGGGUGUGCAAGGGUGAGCGGGUACCAGGUAGUGCCAUGAAAUACUCGGCCUGCUUCUCAGUCCAGAUCCUUUAACCUCCUUUGAUCUAGGAGGCAUCUAGGGAACACCUUGUCUAAGGUUAGGUUCACAUUAAAUUCUUCAUGAAGUUUCCCAACAAGACUCAAACUCCACUCCUCCCUGCCCAGCCCUGUAGUGAGAACUAGGGACCCAGAUGGAGAUGAGGUCCCUGCCAGCGUGAAACUAAUUUGGUAGGCAAGGAGAUGUGGAAACAGUCGUAUUCGAUGUGAUCAGUGUUGUGGCAAAGGAUUCUAGAGGGCUGAGUCUUGGGGAUAACAUUAAACAGUGGUCCCUAGGCCCCAAAAGAGUUGAUACUCUCCAGGACAAGGCCAGCUGUGCCCAUCAAAAGGAUGAUGAACAUGGGUUGGCAAAGGAUUGGCUGCAGUUGGAGUUGGUAAGAUGUCUUUAAAGCUGUACUCUGUGUGGACUCGACUGGAGAUCGGGAGGGUCCCUGAAGGGUUUUGACUGCCUGUAUAUUAAAGGCCUGUCCCACAAUGUAGAAAAGCACCCUAAUAUAACUUUGGCAAACCA
Messenger RNA from Peromyscus leucopus (white-footed mouse), 4611 nucleotides. It is a transcript of the gene Grk6, whose product is annotated as G protein-coupled receptor kinase 6. Lineage: Eukaryota; Metazoa; Chordata; Mammalia; Rodentia; Cricetidae. Gene Ontology annotation, molecular function: G protein-coupled receptor kinase activity; ATP binding. Bases 151 to 1896 code for a protein of 581 amino acids. The transcript has 16 exons. Gene Ontology annotation, cellular component: plasma membrane; cytoplasm. The record is from RefSeq and is a predicted model, not a curated record. Gene Ontology annotation, biological process: protein phosphorylation; regulation of signal transduction; signal transduction.